GCGAGCGCGACUUCUCCACGUAGACCUGGAACUGCUGGUGGGCGAGCCGCGCCAUCUAUACGCUUUCAUGCAACACGUCAAGUCUACAAGCCAACUGCAGCUCCUACAGUUCUAUAAGGACAUCAGUGAGUAUUAUGACACAUUUUAAACCUUAUUGCAAGGACAUAGGGUCCACAAACGAAGAGCAAGGGCGGCUUCUCCACGUAGACCUGGAACUGCUGGUGGGCGAGCCGCGCCAUCUAUACGCUUUCAUGCAACACGUCAAGUCUACAAGCCAACUGCAGCUUCUACAGUUUUAUAAAGACAUCAAACUGUUUCAAACCAAGCUGCUUGACCCAAACCUAAGGCCUAGUGAAGAAGAGCAAGUAACAUUAUUUCGCGAAGCGACGGAGCUACUGGCUCGACGUGGUAAUACAAGCGUUAUACAUAAUGGAGACCUUAAGAGAUUACAAACAUGCCCCGAAAUAUUCACGGCGGCUAACGAGGUUCAAACCGUGCUCGAGAAUGUGCUGCUGCCCCGUUUCUUACACAGCGAGGAGUAUUACAAAAUAUUGAUCGGAUCAAGAAUAGCCACGGGCUACCAAAAGCAAAACAAGAGGGCACCACCAGUCCGCACUAAAGGCCCACCACGCGCGCCCACCUCCGGCCUGGUGUUGGAGCACUGCGGCAACGAAGACGGCGACGACGGCGCCCUACUGGCGUGUCUAGAACACCUCGCCGACGAGCUGGAUGAUGACCUUGUCACAUACAAAGUUGUAUUAACCAGCGUCGACAUCAGAAUGCAAGCGCCUCCCCGCACCGGCACCGUCCGCGUGUUCACGCUCUGCGUGUACUGCGUGGAGCGCGGCGCCGAGCCCCGCGCGUGGAGCGUGGCCCGCAGCGAGCACGACUUCCACCUGCUGCGGAGCAAGCUGCAGGAGUUCCACGGCGAGCGCCUGCUGCAAGACCUGCCGCUGCCUUCCAGGAGAGACAACAGCCCAUUGGAAACGCUCCGCUACAAAUACGAAGACUUCCUGCAGCGCGCCCUAGAAGCCCCUUUACUCCAGAGCUCCGCACUGCUUCGGCUGUUCCUCUCUUGCACGGACUUCGCUCUCGCGGCGGCCGCUGCCGCUUUAAAUGGACCAGAUAUAGGGAACAUGGUUACGGCGGUUACACAUAAGUUGAGGAAAGAAAAGGGACAGCAUUUGGAGUCGUUCUUGAGGAAUUAUCUAUUGUCUGCUGAUUUGGAGCGAUAUCAAGCGCUAAAACAAGGCGCAGGCGUAGAAGAGGCUCAAGAAGUGAGCGAAGACGUAAGCAAAAGUGCGCGUCGCCGCGACAUCAGAGAAUCAGUAUUUGGCAACAAUUUCGAUGUCGAACCCAGUGGGGAACUUAUCGAUGGCAGCUAUCAAGACAAAGUUAAGGGAUUCACGCAGUGUCUUAUGUAUUUAUUAAUAAAAGUGAUCCGCGCCCGCGGCUGGGUCGUGCGCGCGCUCGGCGGGGCGCUGGGCGCCGCCCACCGCGCGCUCGACGACGCCGCCGAGCACUGGCUCAGCAACACGCUCGCCACCAGCCUGUGCGAACGACGGCUGGCGCAUCUUAUUACACUAGGACAUGACAUAUUAUUCGGCAAGAAAUCCAUCCCACCGCGACUGCCAGCCGCCAAGCAGCGUCGCGCGGCGCACGCGCGCCUGCGCCGCGCGCUGCCCGCCGCGACCGCGCUCGCGCACGCGCACGCGCUCGGCAGCGGCGCCGCGCUGGCACUGGAUAAAGCGUUUGAGCUGCUGCAGCGCCCGCAGCUUAACAAACAGUUGGUGUACAAUCUUCUCGAUCUAUGCAUAAUGGAGCUGUUCCCGGAAUUAAGUGCCACAGAUAACAAAUCACCGAACGAACCAAAGAGUUGAGGCAGUGUUGUAAACUAUCAAAAUUUUAUAUUUAUAAGUACCAUCUUAGGGUGGUGAUACCACAUGUCCAAUGUAUUGGUCCAAUGUGUAUUUGCGUCUCACAUUUUCCUCAAUGAGAGAGCGAGACGCAAUGACAUUGGACAAAUGGAAUACCACCUUUACACACUUUUAACUGGGCUAUUCUGUUUAAGGUUUUACUACACUUUCUUAUC
Molecule: messenger RNA, 2092 nt
Organism: Cydia strobilella
Lineage: Eukaryota; Metazoa; Arthropoda; Insecta; Lepidoptera; Tortricidae
Product: sorting nexin-14-like
Exons: 11
Coding region: 135-1880 (581 amino acids)
Biological process (GO): autophagosome maturation
Cellular component (GO): late endosome
Molecular function (GO): phosphatidylinositol binding
Source: RefSeq, a predicted model, not a curated record